Lachancea meyersii CBS 8951 is the source of this 912-nucleotide messenger RNA. The record is from the annotation of a GenBank genome assembly. Lineage: Eukaryota; Fungi; Ascomycota; Saccharomycetes; Saccharomycetales; Saccharomycetaceae.
AUGUCCGGUCCCGAGUUUGUUAAUUCCUUUGCGGAGUGGCAAGCCGAUGACUUGAUACAAAACUGUCUGCAUUGCCAGACGAAAUUCACAUUUUUGGUGCGAAAACACCACUGCAGAUGCUGUGGAGGCAUCUUCUGUGCAAAUUGCAGCGACAAGUUUCUAUGGUACAAUCGACGCAGGGUCAAAGUGGUGCGUCGUCAAGAUGACCCUGAAUCAGCAGAAUUCCCCCCACACAGAACUUGCACUUCGUGCUGCGAAAACUUGAUACAAAUGCAGCUGGUGGUCACUAAAUGGGGAGACAGAAAUUGGUCCUCGCAGGCUGCGAUGGAUAGAUCAAACGCGAGGCCUAGCGCCAACUCCGUUCUGAUAGAACCCAACAUUGACCGUACUUUAAGUGCUCCCACCUCGUCGUCGGCGUCGCCAUUCCAAAAUAAUGAGGUGAACAAAAAAGUGACAGCAGGGGAGGCCAGUCACGAUGUAGACUUGGAUGUCGACCGGUGUCCCAUCUGUAACUGCGAUCUGGCCAAACUCACAGAAGCGCAGUCGGUGAGUCAUAUACAAAAUUGUGUGCGUGUUGCGGAAAUGACAAAACAACACCAUCAGCAUCACUCUCACCAAAACCCUGGAAACUCAACUUCGAUGAAAAAUCCGGUCAUACAGAAUAGAAUGCUGGUCUAUGUCGUUCCAAAUAAGCCCGAAGUACCGUCUACAGCCGAAGGCGAGUAUCCAGAGUGUCCUAUAUGCUUCGAGGAAAUGAAAGCAGGCGAUAAAGUCGGGAGGUUGGAGUGCUUGUGUGUUUUCCACUAUGAUUGCAUUAAGAGCUGGUUCAGAAAGAAAAGCCAGAAAGUUAAGGCUACGUCUGCAAACGGUAGCAGUAAAAACUUUUGCCCGCUGCAUGACGCAGUAAUUUGA